Cyclocybe aegerita is the source of this 2841-nucleotide messenger RNA. Lineage: Eukaryota; Fungi; Basidiomycota; Agaricomycetes; Agaricales; Hemipholiotaceae. The record is from the annotation of a GenBank genome assembly.
AUGCAAGAAGAGCUGGAUUUCACACUGAGCAUGUGUGCGGAUGCUCCUCCAUCCCGAGGAAAUGCUACGCCACGGGGACGUGGAAGAGGACGUGGAGGCCCGAUGUCUGGUCCAAAUUCUGGGGCGAGCACGCCUAGCAGAGGUCGUGGUCGCGGAGGGUACGAUUUUUCUGGUGGUCGCGGCUCAAGAGGUCGCGAUGGUAUCGGUGCAUCUCCACGAGGUGGUCGAGGUCGUGGGGCGCCUAUGCCUGUGCCUAUGCAUCGGCAGCUAAACAUAACGCUUUCUGGUCUUCUGUAUCAAGAAAGACCUCUUCUGCGUCCGAUCGUGUUCGUGCCAUCGGUCCUUACGCGGGUUUUAUUCCAGGAGGAUGACUCGGAGUUGCUCAAGCCCGGUGUUGAGGACGUGGAUGAUACGGAGAGAAGCCAUGUUCCAACUGCGGACAGCGUUUCUCGUGUUUUCAGUGGAGGUGAUAUUCCUCUCAUGGAGUCCGAUUCAGAUGAGGACGAAGAUGCAGAGGAGAUAGAGGAAGUUGAUUUCGGCGAAGUUGGAAAGCUAUUUGACGAUGCGGCCGAGACGAAGAAAACGACAGUACGGAAGAGCAAACUAUCGGAGACAACGGUGAUAGUGGAGCAAAAAUUUACUGGGUUUUUUGUCGACACUCCGCCUGUCGCGGCCAAUGCAGCGGCAGAGACGGACGUGAACGACCUCGCGAAAAUGGUGGAGGAAACUCUAUCAGCUACGGACGAACCUACCGACAUUGCGAUGGCCGACGAGACAGCUCCUUCUCAUGAAAACCUCUUCUUCGUCGAUACGACGCCAACACCUAUCCCGGCCGAACUAGCCCCUACGGUCCAUAACCCACCGACUACCCUUCUGGAUGACGACGACGACAUUAUCGUCUAUGUCGCCCCUCAUCCUCGAAACACGUCCUACGAAGCCAAAGGAGACGGUCCAAAAGUUACAACACAUCCUCAAGCCGAUACCUCCUUUUUCUCUCCAUAUGUCCGUCCAGGACCCCUACCGUCCCAACCCGAGGCCUCAUCAUCGUCUUCGUCCAACCUACCGCCUCCUGUUCUUGAACCACCAUCCCUGUCCUCAAUCAAAUUUCAUUUCUCCGACACUUUAAAAACCGCCACCCCUGCUCGCCUAGCUACCCCACCCAUAUCCACUCCUCGUCAGGCGAAGGCAUGGAAACGAAAACGCGAGCGCGGCUUUGCGAGAAAGAAGAAGGGCAAGUUGACGUCUUUCGGUGCCUUUGGAGCCAUGCGAGAGGAGGCUUUGUUGCACAACCGUGACCCACAACAGGCAGAGCGGAGGAAAGGCGACUCAGAUUUAGAAUGGGGUGAUACCGAUGACAAUGAGACGGCUGACGACGUGGAUCAGGUGUUUGCUUCUCUUCGUGACAUGAAUGGCCAAUCGAAGGCCGAUACGAAGGGGAAGGGCAAGGCAAGAGAUGACGGCAAUUCUUUGCAGUGUGCAGAAGAGGAAGUACAUGGCAUGGAUAUCGAUCCUGACAUGCAGAUGGAUCUAACGGCGAUGAAAAGUUUCGUGGGUGGUUUAUUAGGCCCCAGCGCAGGGGAGCACACGACGAUGGCCGAUCUAAUUGAUGCAGAAGUUAUGCGGAUGGAAGACGAGGAUGAUGCCAAUGAAGAGGAACGCGGGUCGAGUGGAGAGGAGGAAGAAAAGGAGGAAGAUCUAAUGAAGGCUGAGGAGGACAUGAUAAUCGCCGAGGCUUUGCAGUUCAGUGACGAAGAUGACGAUGACGAUGACGAUGACGACGACGAAGACAAAGACCAGACACCUAGGACAAGCUUUCAAGCACGACUGGAACGCCUUAGGGAGAAGGCGAGGAGCAAGAAGCCGGAGGAUGAAUCAUUGGAGUACUACAUGGACGACGACGACGACGACGACUCGGACGACAGUUGGCCUGAUUUUCCAGAUCAGGCACGAACCGCAGCGGAGAGAGAUGAGGCAUUCAUCCAGGAGAUUCAGGAUAUGCUGGAUGAGAACGUGGACAUCCUUGAAGGAAGAAAUAAGAAGGGGAGAAAGAAGCUCUUCAAGUCUAUACUCAAUGGCUCCUUCGAUGAUGACGAAGGUUUCAUUCCCGCCAAGCGGAACAAAGACAAGGGCAGAGACCUUCUACCUGAACUACGUGCCCAAUGGGAGAAGGAUCGACAAAAGAAGGCAGAAUACAAGAAAGCACGCGAACUUGCCCGUCUCGAAGCCGCCGCCGACCCUCUCAGCAAGAAGAAGGGCGGCAAGAAAGGUCGCAAGGCCAUGCUAGCUGCUGCCGCCCUCGACCCAACGAUAACAGUUAUACCCAACCGUGUCGUCGACAUGACGACUCUCGUGCAGCAGAUCCGGCGGUUCAUCGCAGACAUUGGCGGCCCGAAGGAGAUGGCUCUACCACCCACCAACAAGGAGACGCGGAAGAACAUCCACGAGAUGGCGAUUGCGUUCAACUUGAAGAGCGUUAGCAAAGGCAAGGGCGACGCGAGGUACACGACGUUGACGAAGACGACAAGGUCGGGUGUGGGUGUGAACGAGCAAAAGGUGGCGAAGAUUGUGAGGAGGAGUGGGGGUAUGGGUGCUCGCGGCGAUUCAUUCAUUUACGACAAGAAAGGCAGGAGUGGUAGUGGUCCGAAGAUGCCUCGUCAUCGAGAUGGAGAUGAGGUUGGCGGAACUGCGCCGAAGCUCAACGAAUCAAAUGUUGGUUUCCGGAUGCUUGCUAUGAUGGGUUGGGCAGAGGGUAUUCGUAUAGGAGGUGCGACCGGCGGCCUGGAUGUCCCUUUGACUGCCAUUAUCAAGAAUUCGAAAUUGGGAUUGGGUGCGACGAAGUGA